UAGCACCACCAGAUAGCACAACCUCACCCGGUCAGCUGCACUAGGGACUCUCGAUUGACCGGCAUGAGCACAGAGGACGUCACGGCGCGUGGGUCAAGACCCAUCUGACCGUUGUUUAGUACCAUCUACGAAGUACCACGCGAAGCUUUUACACUUGAGCAUAGGCAACCGCAAACCAAACCAAACCCAUAUACGCCGGAGGGACAGGCCGUUCAACAGCAAGAGACCGCCAUGCCUCAGGAUCCAAACUUGUAUGGGCAGCGGCCCGCCAAGAAGCAGAAGCGGGGCACGGCUCUGUCGACGUCUCUGGACUUCAAGGCCCAGCUCACAUCACUCGUGUCCAACGCAAGCUCUUCCGGUACUACAUCCGGACGGGCCAGGCCAUCCAAAGCGCCCAAGGAUGACAUUUUCCGUCACAAGCCCAGGCAAGCCGAGAAGGGUGACACCAACAAACUGGUCCUCAAGGAGGUAGCCGGCACGGAAGAGGAUGCGGAGCAGCUCGCGCGGGCGAGGCGAAAGCUGGAGGACAAGGCCAGGCGGUACGCGGCGAUGAAGCGCGGGGACUACGUGCCGGGCGAGAAUGAAGCAGAGCCGCUAGUGGACUUUGAUCGGAAGUGGACGGAGGGCAGGGAGGACAAGGACGGGUACGCGUCGACGACCAGCUCCGACAGCGACGAAGAUGAAACGGCCAACGAGGUCAUCGAAUGGGACGACGAGUUUGGGAGACGCCGGCGUGGCACGAGGGCCGAGAAGGAGAAGAUGGACCGGAGGGCACGGCGAGGCCUGCUCGGGGCCGAGGAGCUGGAGCGCAUGUCAGCACGGCCAGCGGCGCCGAGCCAGCUCAUCUACGGCGACGCGAUCCAGUCCAUGGCGUUCAACCCAGACGACCCGGACAAGAUGGAGGAACUGGCACGGAAGCGCGACAGGAGCGCGACGCCGCCCGAAAUGAAGCACUACGACGCGGACAGAGAGAUCCGAACCAAGGGCGUCGGGUUCUACAAGUUUAGCAAGGACGAGGAGGGUCGGCAGCGGGAGUUUGCGACGCUCGAAGAGGAGAGGAAGCGGACGGAACAGGAACGCAAAGCGCGCGAGGACCAGAAGGAGGCACGCCGGCGGGAGAUUGAGCAGCGACGGCGAGACAUGGGGGCCAGACGGGCAAAACGCCAGGCGGACAGUUUCCUCGACGGGCUGACGGAGGGCUGAUUGCGUGGACGGGACGGGAUUGGUCGCGUGGGGGGAACAGAGCAAGGCGAAGCAACAUGCCAACACGAAGGAAUACGAUGCGACCUGAUACGUAUGAGGGAGUGUGUGCAGGCAGGUAGUGCCAGCCAUCGGACGGCGCAGCUGUCCAGCGUUUCAAUCGACUUGAUUGACUGCUGCUAGCGUCAAGGACGGACCGCGACAGCCGUUUAGCCUCAGCCAGGGCGUCUGCAGGCCGGGUCCUUGGACGUCCUCGUGGUCGUUUGGAGCUCCCUUUGCAGUGCUCGCCGACUGAAGCGCUGAUGGGGCGCGUGCGAGAUGGCUUUCCGGUGGGCCAAUGGGCUCGAUGACUGCUCUCCACGACGGCUGGCGUGCGUGGCCCAAUUUCCCCCACGGCCGCUGUAUCCGGAAGUUGAUGCGCCUGCUAGCGGGCUCACAUGCGCUGUCGUGAGGCUCUUUCUUUCUUUUCGGCCUGUCUAUGCUGGUGGUCCCUGCUGGUUCCGACGACGGCCGGCCACUACGACGAGACGCAUCCAACGUUGCGCAACGUGCUGACGACGCAGGCAGGCAGGCGGGCGGGCGGGCAGGCAAGCAAGCAAGCAAGCGUCUGGCGGCACGCGCACGCCGGCGGGUCAUGUCUGCGGGGCGAACUCGCGGCGUCGACGGCAUGGUUUUGCUCGUGGCCCAGCGAUGCAAAGAUGGCACGCAGAGGACCUGCCUGCUGCAUACUCUGAUUGAUCGUGGGGACGGGGACGAUUGCUUCAGGACACAGUUUCACA
Messenger RNA from Purpureocillium takamizusanense, 1979 nucleotides. RefSeq lists its product as uncharacterized. The transcript has a single exon. The coding region runs from base 232 to 1203 and encodes 323 amino acids. The record is from RefSeq and is a predicted model, not a curated record. Gene Ontology annotation, cellular component: nucleus. Lineage: Eukaryota; Fungi; Ascomycota; Sordariomycetes; Hypocreales; Ophiocordycipitaceae.